Coregonus sp. 'balchen' is the source of this 3716-nucleotide messenger RNA. Lineage: Eukaryota; Metazoa; Chordata; Actinopteri; Salmoniformes; Salmonidae. The record is from the annotation of a GenBank genome assembly.
GUGAAGGAGGGCAUCCUGAAUGAUGAUAUCUACUGUCCUUCUGAGACGGCUGUGCUGUUGGCCUCCUACUCUGUUCAGACCAAACAUGGAGACUACAAGAAGGACUACCACUUCCCUGGUUACCUCAGCAGGGACAAGCUGCUUCCCCAGAGGUGUGUUAUCUCUCCCCAUCCCCCUGUGUGACACACCUCAGCCCACAAACAGAAGGUAAACUGGUGAAACGGUCCCCUGAGAGAUUUAUUCCAAGUCUCCCUGAAUGUUCCUCUGAUUGUUGUCUCCCGUACUUAGAUCAGUGUUGGGGUCAAUUCCAUUUAAUUUAGCAGACACUCUUAUCCAGAGAGACUUACAGGGGUUAAGUGCCUUUCUCAAGGGCACAGACAGAUUUUUUUCACCUAGUUGGCUCAGGGAUUUGAACUAGCAACCUUUUGGUUACUGACCCAACGCUCUUAACCACUAGGCUACCUUCCUUUCUCUACCCCCCUAAUUGAACCCUUUCUCAUGUCCUCUACCCCCAGGGUUCUGGAGCAGCACAAACUGAACAAGGAGCAGUGGGAGAAUAGGAUAAAGGUGUGGCAUGAGGAGCACAAGGGAGUGCUGAGGUAAGACCACAUGUCCUCUCUACUCACAGUCCCAUCCAAGUUGACACCGGCUUACUUGUAUUGCACUGAUUGUAUGUAGAAUGUGCUAAGAAUUAUGUUAGCUGCAUUCUGACUGAUUGUCUGUUUCUGUGUCUGUAUCUGGUCCUGUAUCUGUGUCUGUCCCUGGUCCUGUGCAUGUGUUUGUGUCUGUGUCUGUCUCUGUCUGUCCCCAGGGAGGAUGCCAUGGUGGAGUAUCUGAAGAUAGCUCAGGAUCUAGAGAUGUAUGGAGUCAACUACUUCAGCAUCAAGAACAAGAAGGGUUCAGAGCUGUGGCUGGGGGUCGACGCUCUGGGCCUCCAUAUAUACCAGAACACUGACAGGUAGGAACGCUGGGGGUAGACGCUCUGGGCCUCCAUAUAUACCAGAACACUGACAGGUAGGAACCUUUAACUAGAUCUGAAUUACGCAUAGGUUCAUCAUGAUAUUAGACUACUUUUGAAGUCUGAAACAUUGGAUAAACUUUGACUUUGGAGUGAACUGUUCUACUGGGUUCUAUUUCCUUUAUAGGAUGACCCCUAAGAUCGGCUUCCCAUGGAGUGAGAUCAGAAACAUUUCCUUCAACGACAAGAAGUUUGUUAUAAAGCCCAUUGACAAGAAAGCCCCGGUACAUCACCUCUGUAUAAUUCAGGACAGAAAAAAGUACAGAAUAAAAGUCACUUCAUUUUUUGCAAGAUGCACUGAUAACUACAUUUGUGGUAACUGGUGUCUGUUCCAGGAUUUUGUAUUCUACGCCCCUCGUCUGCGGAUCAACAAGCGUAUCCUGACGCUGUGCAUGGGGAACCACGACCUGUACAUGAGGAGGAGGAAGCCGGACACCAUCGAGGUCCAGCAGAUGAAGGCCCAGGCCCGCGAGGAGAAGACUAAGAGACAGAUGGAGAAGUGAGGACAGAGAGAGAGAGCAUUAGAUGGGGAGAGGAAUAGAGAGAGGAUGUUGUUAGCAGGUUGUUUACUCAUCCCUCAAAUCCUUCGUUCCAGAGCUCUGCUGGAGAGCGAGAAGAAGAAGAGAGAGAAUGCGGAGAAGGAGACGGAGAAGAUCGCCAGAGAAACCAUGGAGCUGAUGGGCAGACUGAAACAGAUCGAGGAAGAGACCAAGAAAGCUCAGGAAGGUCAGACUCUUUCUGUCGUCUGACAGUGUGUGUGUGGUAUGGGCAUGCAUGUUUGUGUGUGUUCAUAUUAUGUGUGUGUGUGAUUUACUCUCUGUGUGUAUAUGUGUGUGUAGAGCUGGAGGAGCAGACUCGCAGGGCCCUGGAGCUGGAGAAGGAGAGGAAGUUUGCCCAGGAGGAGGCGGAGCGUCUGGAGAAGGAGCGCAGGGCAGUGGAAGAGGCCAAGGCAGCCCUCCUACAGCAGUCAGAGAGCCAGAUGAAGAACCAGGAGAACCUGGUACACACACACACACACACACACACACACACACACACAGAGAGACAGACAGACACACACACAGAGAGAGACAGACAGACACCACACACAGACACAUGCACAGACAGACAGACAGUCAGACAGACAGCCACACGCACACACAGAGAGACAGACAGACAGCCACACACACACACACACACUAGGAGGCUCCUGUAUUAUUAUACGGUUUUCUUUCCAGGCCACUGAGCUGGCUGAGCUUACCUCUAAGAUCUCCCUUCUGGAGGACGAGAAGAAGAAGGAGGAGGAUACAAAGAGAUGGCAGAAAAGGGUGAGAGAGAAUGAAUGAAUGAAUGAAUGAAUGUGUGUGUGUGUGAUAGCGUAACCCUCUAUCUAACCACAGUGCUUCAAUGUGAGCGAGCGUGUGUGUGUACGUGUGUGUGUACGUGUGUGUGUACGUGUGUGUGUGAUAGCGUUAUCCUCACUAACCACACUGUGAGCGGUCAUGUGUUUGUCGUCAGGCGGUCAUGGUGGAGGUUGAUUUGGAGCGGAACAGAGAAGUGCUGAAGACUAAAGACAUCCAGGACUCUGUGCAGGGGGACCACGACGAGACCGACGAGAGCAGCGCUGAGGCCAGUGCCGAGCUGACAUCACCAGGCAUGGUCAGAGACCGCAGCGAGGAGGAACGCAUGACGGAGGCUCAGAAGAACGAACGGCUACAGAAACACCUCAAGGUCAGAAACACCUAACUUAAAGGGGAACUUUAAGUUGAUACGGUCCCAAAAUGUUUUGCAUGUCAGCAGUCAAGUUUUAAAGAAGCAAAGUGUCACCGGCCACAACAUCAUGAUGACGUAAAAUGCAUCAAAAGUAACACUGCUUCCUGAAUGUCCAAUAUCUUAAAAACUUGGCUGCUGACAUCCUAAUCAAUUUGGUACUGUAUCAACAGUGGACUAAUGAAACAAAUACCACAAGAUCGUUUUUGAGUGGAGUUCCCCUUUAACCCAUAACCUAUGACCUUUAAUUAACCCUAACUCAUGACCAUGACGAGGCCCAGAAGAAUGAACGGCUAUACAAAGGUCAGACCUUACCUUAACAUAUAACCUAUGACCCUAACCUAUUGUAACCGGUGUGAAAUGGCUAGCUAGUUAGCGGUGCGCACUAGUAGCAUUUCAAUCGGUGACGUCACUCGCUCUGAGACCUUGAAGUCGUUGUUUCCCUUGCUCUGCAAGGGCCGCGGCUUUUGUGGAGCGACGGGUAACGGUGCUUCGAGGGUGACUGUUGUCGAUGUGUGCAGAGGGUCCCUGGUUCAAGCCCAGGUAGGGGCGAGGAGAGGGACGGAAGCAACACUGUUACACUAACAAUAACCCUUCAUGCCUGGUUGGCUUCCGUCCUGACUAAAUGUAAAAAUGUCCUUCCGCUCUGAACUCUGAAAUGAGAGAUAUGGUUACACAUGUACUACGCAUGUACUACACAUUUACUACACAUUUAUUCCAUGUAUAGUACAUAUGUUGAUGCUCUAAGAGUUUAUUUGUGUCCUUGUUGUCCAUUUGUCCUCAGGCCCUGAGUACUGAGUUGGCCGGCGCUCGAGACGACAGUAAGAAUACUCCCAACGACCUGAUCCACGCGGAGAACGUUAAGGCCGGCCGGGACAAGUACAGGACCCUCCGUCAGAUUCGACAGGGCAACACCAAGCAACGCAUCGACGAGUUUGAGUCCAUGUGA